Dalotia coriaria is the source of this 4681-nucleotide messenger RNA. RefSeq lists its product as uncharacterized. The record is from RefSeq and is a predicted model, not a curated record. Lineage: Eukaryota; Metazoa; Arthropoda; Insecta; Coleoptera; Staphylinidae. Gene Ontology annotation, cellular component: cytoplasm. The transcript has 4 exons. Gene Ontology annotation, molecular function: aminoacyl-tRNA ligase activity; ATP binding. The coding region runs from base 87 to 4640 and encodes 1517 amino acids. Gene Ontology annotation, biological process: tRNA aminoacylation for protein translation.
AGAAGUCUAAGAGUAUAUGCCAUGGUAGAGGGGAUAAUAAUGAAUCAUUAAGGACAUUUGAUGGUUCUGGUAGUCUGUAUCCCUACAUGGGUGGUCUUAACAACACAAUCAGUGAAUUUAGACAUAAAGAAUCAAGUGAAAUAAGUUACAAAUUCAAGAAAAAGUCUUGGUCUAAUAAGGAGCUACCUAAAAAGAAGUUAAAAGAUAGAAAGAAACGCGAGAAGAAGUCAAAGGUCACAAAACAAGACAUGGCUAUACAAACAGGGUUAGAUGAUCUUGAAGAAGAAUUAAAUAUAAGAUCCGAACGAGAAAUUGGUGUAUCUACUGAUUGUAACUUUUGUCCUGAUCAAAGUGUUACAACUUAUAAAGAUAUUCAAGUUCAAGCUGCAAUACCUCAACUUAAUAACAUUGCUUCAAGUGUACAAGCGAAUCAAACUGGGAGAAUCUCACAAAGUGAGAGUAACAUAACCAUAUUUAAAGAGAAGUUCCAAAAGAAAACAGAUUUUACGGCUUAUAAAGAAGCUAAGAGUAUUGCAAAACAGAAACAGAAACCUAUAACUAAAACUAGGUGUGACAUGACUCAUGCUCAUCAAGAUGAAAUGAUUCUAAACAGGAAUAAGCAAGAGAUUUACACAUCAGGUGGUGAAAACUUUUCGACUUCUCCUUAUGAAGUAACACAGAGAGAAUCGCCAAGGAAACAUAGACCACAUCAGAAGCAUCGGAAUUGUUCAUAUGCACGUGUUCCUACACCGCAUCCAUCUUGUCAUCCUGUGAUGUCAACAGGAUCUAUUAGAGAAGUGCAUCAUCACACUAAAAAGACAAGGUCGAAGAGUUUAAGUCAUGAAAGAGAUUCUCUAGCUGAGAAAAUCAAUAUUAAUAAGGAGACUAUCAGACAUCAUAAUAAAGAGAUUGCUGCAUUGGAGAAGUGCCUAAAUGAGAUUUUACACAGAUUGGGACAGGAUGAUUCUGUAAGUAAGGAAAUUGCAAUUAAAAAUGAAAAGAAAAUGUUAAAUGAUGAAAUAUCGAAUGAUUCUAAAAGUGAAUUAGUGUCAUAUGAUGUUUCUAAUGUUUCUAAUAACUCAAAUCCACCUAAAGUUUUAAAUAGACAACGUACCUAUAUAAAGGAUCAUAAAUCUAAAGAUACCAAACCUAAAAGAAAGAAAUCAAAAGCAUCAAAGUCCUCAUUUCAACGUAGAAAAAUAUAUUCUGAUUCCCUCAAAAAGAGACACCAAAGAUAUAAAGAGAAACCUGCGAAAACAACACGAAAACCAAAUGUUAAAAAUGCGUUAUCUCCGACAAAAGUCAGGAGUGUUUAUAAGAACCCUAAAGGUUUCAUUUCGAGUGCUACAAGUAUGAGUAGUAAACUUUCUGAUAUUGGCAGCACAAGUCCAUAUCCACAGAGUAUCCCUUCGUUAAAUAUUAACAGAAAUGAUGAAGCAUAUAAUCCAAGAGUAUAUCAUCAAAGUCAUCCACAAAAUCAACAUCAAGAUCAUCACCAUCACGGGAUUGUUAAACCAAAACACAAAUUACAAUCAAAAGUUAGUCAAGUCCAUUAUAGCAAAAAGAAAACCAAAUCCAUUUAUGAUAUGCUUCUACACUAUAUUCACUUAACCAAAGAUGUUAAAGAUGAUAAAGCUAAGAAUGACUUAAGUCAAGAUAAAUCUAUAUCUGAAUUGAGUUCUGAAGAAUCUAAAAUAGUGAUUUUAUCUGUUUCUUCUUUAAAACUUCGAAAUAAUCCUGAGAAACAUAAUGAACAUAAUAAGAAUCAAAAGAGUUUUAAAAAGCAUAGGAAGAGAGUUGUUGAAGAAGUAUCAGAUUCUGAAAGUCCAGGACCCAGUAAUAAACCAUUCUUCAUAGCGAACAAUAACAAAACUAAAGUACAAACUCCAAAGAAGAUUGUUCCCAAGUUAACAAUUACAAGUGAAGAUAGUUUAGAAUAUGACACGUCACGUGCACCUGAUUUAUGUCCGUUGACGGCCAUCUUUAAUUUUGAACCUCCUAAAAGAAAUUACUUGGUGUAUAACACCGAAGUUAUCACUCACAAUAAACCUAAAAUUGAAAUUAAAGCAUCACCACAACCUUCUACGUCUACAUCCGAGAAUACAAAAGUUGAAGAAUCUGAAAAACCUAAAACUUCAACGAGUGCUAAACUAAUGACCAUUCAAGAAGAAAAAAUUGCUUCUCCGAAACGUAGAAGAUCUACUAUUAGCAGAACAUCUUUAACUAAAGUAUCUGAAGAAAGAGAAAAACCAGAAAUUGGUGUUGCUGACCUGAGUCCUGUACUUGUACGAAGAGGAACUGCAUAUCCGUCAUAUGGAGAUGUAAUGAAAAGUUUAGAAAACAUGACUUUACCUGAUAACAAACCUCAACCUAAGUUGACUUCAUUCAAUUGCAAUGAUAGGGAAUGCAGUAAUUUGAUAUUUAACUACACCUCAAAGAAGGAUCCUAAAGAUUUUAGACAAAUGGAUAAACAAAGUUCCAAAGAUAGUAAUUCUAGAGGAGCUUCCUUUAGUUGUGAACGCCAUGAAUCAAGCGCAUAUCAUACUUUGACAACCCUCAUGGAUUCUAAGUCAGAACGAAGUUUUCCUACACCUUCUGAGAGUGACGUCGCAAUCAAAAAUGAAAGUGGUUAUGAAAGCUCAAAGAAAUCCAACACUUUCAAAAACUUUUUCAAGAAAAAGACUUUGUUUGAAGUGUUUAAGAAUAAGAUCAAAGCAAAGAAGUAUUUUGAUACAGAUACAAGUGUUUCAGAAAGUUUGGCCGGAAUUGAUACAAGAUCCCCUGCUUGUAUCAUAUCUGAAGAAUCUAUAGCAAGAUCAGAAAACUUUUCUAACAGAGGUGUAAAAGAAGAGUUGUAUCCUGAUGAGGAAUUUGACCAGGAAGAAAAGUCCCCGUACUCUCAGAGCAAAACUGUUCUCUGGUUCAACUUUAGAAAGAAAAAACGUGAGGCAGGACAACCUUGUGAUCCCUGGUGUAUCAAUAAACAAAAUGCAUCUGAUCAAACAGAAGUACCACUAGCGUGUCACAAAACCUGUCAACAAUCAUUCAAGUGUAUGCCUGCGGGUCCAAAGAAUAAAGAUGAAUGCCCGUGUAUGCAACCUUAUGAACAACAGAGGGAACAAUGCAAAAAGUACGCUAGUAAAGUCCUCAUGGAAGCUGCCAAACGACAGAAAGGUUACCGCAAGCAAUAUGAGGAUUUCAAAGAGAUGCCUUUAGAUGUCCUAAUGGGCAAUAAAAAGUGUGCGUGCAAACCAUUAGUUCAGGGUUGUCCUAAAUCCUACGCGAAUAAAGUAGCUGCCAUGCAAGCAAAGAGUUCACAAAGAGAUAAACCAAUUCAAGUCACCAAAUCACCACGUAAGAAAACCCCGCCUGUGAUAACUGCUCCUGGUUCUCCAAAAGGAAAACCCGACAAAAGUGAAUCAGAUGUGAUUUUGCCCAGAAAAAGUGCAGGCGUUAUACGCAUAUCAUCCAAUGGGAGUGUGGAGACUGUCGAACUGGAAACAAGUGUAGAAACCCAUAGUGAGGACCAAACAGUGCGUUCAUCAGAGGAAGUAAGUUCCAAAAUAAGGUCCUAUACAGACCAUGAGAUUUUCGAUCGAUUGUUGAGUCAAUAUGAGCGAAAAGACGCCAUCGCGGGCCGUCUCUCCCAUGACGAGCUCUUUCACCAGGACCAGAUGCUGGCAGCUAACUCGGGUGUGGUUCCUGACCUCCAGGUACAGCCGCGCCCGGAACGCAGUGAAGAGGAACGAAUGCGUGGUCCGAGGUUCAGCGACCGACCUAAACCACUAGUUCACAUCACCACCGACACCACCGUACGACCAGACGAUAUUGGUACAUGCUUCGCGCGCGGGUUCCGCCCCGAUAACCUCAUGCUCUCUGGAGAUGCUUGUUUCCACAUCAACAAACAGGACAAGAUUAAGAUGUCUCCGUAUAUGCUGAAAAACACUGAAAGUAUCAUAGACUUUUCAGAACGGGAGACACCUUUGGAUUUUCUAUUAGCCCUGGGCUUCAUGGUGGAUGAAGCUAGUAAUGCGUUGAAGGACGACGAUAUUCGGAGUCGUUUGUUAGCUGCCAUUACUGAGGCCAGGGUAUGGAUCAAUAAGAUCACCACCACUCAAGGUACACUGCUGUAUUUGGUCGCUUAUAAAUCGCGCCCGGAGACAAUGCGAUACUUUCUGCAGUUGGUUGAAGCGAUUAUUAACAAACGAAUCAACAAUGCGAUUCGUCUUGAUGGGUUUCUCCGGGUGUUGGAAGAUGUGGAAGCUGGGCGUGUACAGAUGAUCAAUAUUCUCGGAGAGGAUAAGUUUGAAGAUGAAGAAAACGAAGAAAAGAUUGUCAAGAAGCAAUUGAAGACUCUCUUCGUCAAUGUGUACACAGUUGCUGAAAAGGAAGCGUCCGUUAGUGGUCGUACCUUAUCAUCCAACCAAGUGAGUCUGCUUCGUAUCCUUGUUGCGAAAUAUCGCGCUGGUUUACAUCCGCAUUUGGAGCUUAUCGCUCGUUACAUUGGCCAAGGUCUGCUUGAAAAUGAAAUACAACUCGAAGCCGCCAUGAUCUUCCUUUCACGUCUCGAUACAUCCGAAGUGAAACUGAAGGAAUUCGAAAACUAUUGUGGCAUCACGUGUCAAUUGCAGGACACUUAACAGUAUUACUACCCCCUUUCAUUAAAAUGUUUUUCAUUGUU